AUGUCGCGGGUGUCGCUCAACAAAUCUCAGUACAGCCAGUACGGCUCCAGGCGAGUUAGAAAAAUUAGCACGACUGAGAGUGAAUACUCAGUGGAGGAGCAAACGAGACUGACGGGAGUGGAUACCGGUGGAGAUGAAGCUUCACCAGAUGAUGAUGCCUCUCUGUGCGAAUACCACGACAUUCCGCCUCCUCCUGAUGGGGGCUAUGGGUGGGUGGUGGUUUUCGCUUCUUUCAUGUGUAACAUGAUAGUUGACGGCAUCGCGUAUACGUUUGGAAUAUUUUUUGAGCAAUUUGUGAUCCAUUUUGGAGAGAGCAAAGGAAAGACUGCGUGGGUCGGCUCUCUGUUGUCUGGGAUGUACCUCAGUGCUGGUCCAGUUGUUAGUGCAUUGACAAAUAGAUAUGGAUGCAGAGCAGUGUGUAUGGCAGGAAGUUUUAUCGCUGCAACCGCAUUUGUAUUAUCCACAUUUGUUUCUUCUGUAAAUAUGCUUAUGUUAGUUUACGGCGUUAUGGGAGGGAUAGGUUUCGGACUGAUCUACUUACCAGCAGUGGUCUGCGUGGGUUACUACUUUGAAACCAAAAGAUCAUUAGCGACAGGCAUAGCAGUCUGCGGUUCCGGUUUCGGGACAUUUGCUUUUGCGCCACUGGCUAAUUUUUUAAUCGACUCGUACAGCUGGAAGGGUGCUCACUUAAUUUUAGCCGGGCUGAUCCUCAACUGCGCGGUGUUCGGUGCUCUUAUGCGCCCUCUGGAGUACCAGAAGCCUCCGUCGGUGAAGCCGCUGCUCCAGCGAAUGGCAGAAGAGAAGCGGUUCCAAAUGGAACGCGGUUCCAUAGGCGGUUCCUACUUCAUGGUUCAGCUGCCAGACGGUUCCAUGGAGAAGCGGAUGAAAAUGCCGAUUAAUAUCGACCCUGGUGUACAUUCAAGCUUCAAUUUAGACCAGCUCGUACCUGGUUACUACAAUUCAGGAACACCGUUAACACCAGUACCGACUGUUCCAACCUUACCGACAAUUUCUGAGGUUAAGGUCCAGGAACACUCCAGUGGCGCCACUAGCAAGAGUGGCAGCCUAGAUCUCAAAAACUCAGUAAUUAAGUCCAAGAGUAAAAAGUCUAUAGAUGAAACAGCUAAUACCAAAGAUUCUGUAAUAUCGGUGGACAAAACAGACAAGCCAGAGACGGAAUUCAAUAAACCGAUCAUACCGCGGAACGCUUCCCAGCCGGCGUUCACUACUCACGUGCAGGGACUUCCUAAGAACGGUUCAGUGCCAUUUUUCGACCGGAUCCGUAAGACUAGCACUGGGGAACGCUACAAGCCCAGUUUGAGUGCUAUUAAGAACUCUAGGAAUACUUUGAAUAGUAAUGGAGAUAUCAGGAAAAGCUUGCAUUUAAGAUUGUCUGCUAGCAGCAUGUUGGGUUCCAGGAACAACAAUAUGGAGGCUGAUGAUGGCGAGAGUAUAACCUUCACAACCAGUAAAUCUAGUAUCAAUAAAUCUAGUAAGCCAAAACCCGCAAUAAUUCGUCCUCUAUCACGUAAGGAUAUUUUUUACAGCGGUAGUAUAGUCAAUUUACCCGAGUACCAGAGUCAAAAAUCAAUAGCCAAUUACCGUCAGUCCGUUAUUUCACUUCCCAAAUCCGUCCGCGGUGACGCGCGUGACGGCGACAUGGAAAAAGGUCCCGAACAGUCACUAUGUCCGUGUCUUGAAUUACCAGAAUCAUUUAAAGAGGCCUUAGGAACAAUGUUAGAUAUGUCACUGUUAAGAAAUCCUGGAGUCGAUCACCAACAAGCGCCAUUUUUAUUAUCAAUUAUCGGUAUUACAAAUACCGUGGGACGUGUAAUUUGUGGGUUUGUUGCCGAUUUUCCACAAGUUAAUUCGUUAUUGUUGAACAAUAUUUGUCUGUUAGUGUCAACAUUGUCAGUAGCAAUGACGCCAUUUUGUGAAUCAUAUACUUCGUAUAUAAUAAUGGCGACAUUUUUUGGUACUGCCAUAUCUGGUUACAUUUCGCUGACGUCAAUUAUCCUGGUGGACUUACUAGGGUUAGAUAAAUUAACCAAUGCAUUUGGGUUAUUAAUAUUGUUCCGUGGCGCUGCGGCGAUUAUGGGCGCUCCAAUAGCUGGAAGCGUUUAUGACGCAACUGGAAGCUAUAGUAUUCCAUUUUUCAUGGCAGCUUUCUUCUUUCUUAUCAGUACUAUCACUAGCUUCAUGGCGCCAGCUCUUAAGCGUUGCACUACGCCACAGGCCCCGCCAGUGGUAAUGGACGCCCUAACCCCAAUAGAUGAAGACAUAGAAGAAGAAAACGAAGACGACAUACCAGAAAUAAUAGAAACAGCACCUUCCCCAUCGGACCCGCCUGAAAAAGAAAUAAAGCAAAUAGAGUCAGUUUUAUAA
This is a messenger RNA of Cotesia congregata, 2385 nucleotides long. The record is from the annotation of a GenBank genome assembly. Lineage: Eukaryota; Metazoa; Arthropoda; Insecta; Hymenoptera; Braconidae.